Acanthaster planci (crown-of-thorns starfish) is the source of this 4513-nucleotide messenger RNA. Its product is annotated as NIPA-like protein 2. Gene Ontology annotation, molecular function: magnesium ion transmembrane transporter activity. The record is from RefSeq and is a predicted model, not a curated record. Gene Ontology annotation, cellular component: membrane. Gene Ontology annotation, biological process: magnesium ion transport. NCBI's taxonomy places the organism in Eukaryota, Metazoa, Echinodermata, Asteroidea, Valvatida, Acanthasteridae.
UAACACAUCCCCCCCCCAGAUGUCUGAAAGGAAUUCCCCAGAUUCCUGCGAGACAAUGACCAACACAAAGCAUGGGGAGUGCUCUCCGUCUCAUACCCCACACUUCCAGUAUUACAGUAACUGCUGUUUAAUCUUUACAACUGCAAACCAUGGGCAGUGGCAUAUCCUGCAGCAACGCUGGUGUAUAGCAGUUUCACCUGAGCAGUUGUGGACAAUAUCUGGGAGUUCUUUAUCCCCUUGGUGCCCAGGACUGUUCAUUGUUGGUAUUACAGGCCUUGUCUGAUAUCCUUAGAAUCUAAAUGGAAAUGGCCAGAAUGAAGGCUUGUCUGUGAAGUAUUGUGUAUUCACUGUAUCACUGUAUAUAGUGAGAGUGCACAAAUACUUCAGUUUUAUGUCUUCCAUAGGCAUAGGUGCCCAUUACACCUAAUAUAAAUGCAUACAUGUAUGUACAGUACCUACAAUGGUCCUAACAUGUAAACAGCAUAGACACCAGUGCAUAUUUAAGGUGUUUACAUUGCACCUGUAGUAUUGAUAUUUGAGCAGAGACUGUAAGAGCGGAGGAUAAACAAGUUUUGGUUUGUUUGAUGAUAAUUAUUGGUGCCUGCUUAGCUAUUGGCGGCAAUCUACUCAUCAGUGUGUCUAUGAAUAUUCAGAAAUAUGCUCUAACAAGACUGGAGAACCAAGGCUUUCAUGCAGAGACAAGUCACGAUUACCUCAAAAGCAGGUUAUGGUGGCUUGGUAUCAUCAUGAUGGUUUGUGGGGAAGUUGGUAACUUCAUGGCCUAUGGCUUUGGCCCUGCAACUGUAGUUGCUCCGCUGGGCACAACGACAGUAGUAGCAAAUGCAUACAUUGCAAUCGUCUUCUUAGGAGAAAAGCUCAGAGCUCGGGAUGUUCUGGGGACAUAUCUUAUCAUCGUAGGUGCUUUUCUCAUAGUGGUGUUUUCAACACAGAGUAACACCAGAUUAUCAGCUUUGCAGAUCAGUGAACAUCUACUAAAGCCAGCAUUUCUAGUUUAUUUGGGAGUAGAAGUUAUUGUUUUUAUCGCUGUGAAUGUAGUCAUUCAUUACUAUGGGGCUCUUCAUGUGAUUUUAUUCAUUCUACCUGCAGCUAUUCUUGCUUCUCUGACAGUGAUCAGUUCCAAGGCUGUCUCAGGCAUGAUAACUAUGACUGCUGCCGGUGAAAGCCAGCUCAUGUAUGCUGUCUUCUACAUUAUGAUCGUAGUCAUCCUAGUCACAGGUGUAAUACAAAUAAGAUAUGUGACGCGAGCUAUGCAGGCAUUUCAGGCCACUGUAGUUGUACCAACAUUCUUUGUAUUUUUUACUGUCAGUGCCAUAUUAGCAGGUAUUUUUUUCUACGGGGAAUUCAACGGUCUUACAUUUGUACAAAUUGUAAUGUUUCUAUUUGGGUGCUUUUGUUCAUUCCUGGGAGUGUACUUCAUCACUCAGGGACGGACUGGUGAAAACUCACCACCGCUAGACAGCCAAUAUCAAACAGGACCACCAAAGGCUUUAAUGCCAAUAUGUCCCUUCCCAUGCACCAAUCAUCUCGUUCAACCAUCAGAUGAUGACGACGAUGAUAAUCCCAGAGAGGUGGAGAUGAAAUCCUUAGUGGAAGGAGAUGAAACUGACACCUCCAAGCUGAUAAUGUCCAAUGGUACGGGAAAGUCACUCUUCAAUCCUUCUCUACAGAUGACCAGUCUGGACACAAAGACAAAAACAUCACUACAUAUGUCUGAUUUCACAAAAGACUCAGAAAAGCGAGGGACAUCCACCAAAGAUGACACAACAUGACUGAUGUCUACAGAUGUCUGAUUUCACAAAAGACUCAGAAAAGCGAGGGACAUCCACCAAAGAUGACACAACAUGACUGAUGUCUACAGAUGUCUGAUUUCACAAAAGACUCAGAAAAGCCAGGGACAUCCACCAAAGAUGACACAACAUGACUGAUGUCUACAGAUGUCUGAUUUCACAAAAGACUCAGAAAAGCCAGGGACAUCCACCAAAGAUGACACAACAUGACCUGAUCAGUGAUAUCCUGAUUCUGAGAGCUUGUACGUUCCAUUUGUCUGGCAAAGUCACCUGAAUUCAAUUUGCACUUUUAUGUGAACGGAAAGGUCCGCGUACAUGUACCGAACAAUGCCAUGGUGUACUCAAUAGAGGCCUUGCUUGGUAGCCAUUUUGCUUGGCACGUCUUGUGUGCCACAGGGAAACCUCCUUUGUGCAUACCCUUUUGUUCAAAACGUUGGCCUCCAAGAUGGCAUCUAUGCAAACCCUCUAUAGCAGCAGUUUACUGCCUCACCAUUCAUUGGGGUCUCUCUUAAUAAUUGACUUGCAGGAAACCAGAUGGCACUAGUCGGUCUUUAUCAAAUGUGUAAUCUAUGACCAUUUAUACUGUUUUCAGUGGCAACUGAUACACUGUGUAUGGUCACAUUGGUUGAAAAGAGUAAUGUUGGUGAGGAAUGACUGCAAUGCUUGUGGUUCAUAUAUAUCCAUGAAUAUCCAACGGUUUGUCAACCAUUGGAUAUUCAGGUCCCACCAAAGGAGCCUCUCUUGCUUGGGACAUUGUGCCCUAUCUUGGUCCAGCUCGGGGGCCAUAGGCCAGACAGAAUAGGUGUUAGAAAGUUUAUACAAGUAACCAUUGGCCCAAGUGCAUAUGAAAAUGUGAUUGGAGAGUCAGAAAGCCAUGCUUUGAAACCAGAGAGUCCUGGAUGUAAAUCUGAAGGCUACAUUUUGUUAGUAUAUGUUUUAGAUCAUUAUCUGGUCCAAAAUCAUUCAUAUAAAUACAAGUAACUGUAUUUUCUAACUCCGCGUCUCCCUGUUAACAUGGGUACUUGGUAAUUUAAUCAAGUAUAAAAUAUGUGUAUAUAUAGAUUUUCUAAUCUCGGUCAUAUUCAUCAGUAUAAAUAUUUUUUCACUAAAAACAGUUGGUAUUAUAUUAGAGGCCUCUUGAUCUAAAUUAAACUUGACAUUCAUAAGGGAAAAGCCAUGGAAUCAUGAAUAUGAUUAAAAGCUGAUUGUAUUUUUCAGAAAAAUGUUACACCUUGAAAAGUCAUCUUUUGUUUUCUUGUAGUAUCACAGGGCUUUUACUUCGAGCAACCAUCAAACUAUAUGAACUCAUCUCUCUUGAUAACAUGUUGAAGUGUUAGUUCAGCUUUUUUCAUUGCUGAGCACAAGCUUAUAUUUUUUAUAAAUGAAAUUUUUUGCCAUCAGGGUAUUUAACGUGGAAACCUUUAUUUUCCGGUUUUUAGACUAUGCUAGCUUGUGAAAGAAGUUCCGUAGUUUAGUGUUUGGCAAUAAUAUAUUGUCUAUUGUCUACACUUUUAACAAUAGCAUCAUCAUACAUUUCUGUGCAAUGUUGGACUGGCCACUGCCUUCAACGAAAGAGACAAGAAGUUCUUAAUGUAGCAAACUCUUGAGGUUAAGCGUUUUUCUACCAUCUUUCUUGAGCUCAGUGUGAGGUAUUAAUUUAUGGCACGUUGUCCAUGGGUUACGAAGUUUUUUUUAACUUGAGUCACCGUAAACAUGCAAGUUGUUUAUAAAAAUUAUAAAGAGAUGAUUAGUGAAUGAAUUUAAGGACAAGGUAAGAAAUCCAGUUGCAUGCAAACAUGUACACUGUGUGAUACAUGAAAUAAUGUUCAGAAUGCCGAGUUAAGCUUUUGACAUGCAUCGCUGCAGCUCUUUUAUUUGUGGUCUUGAAUAUUUUUAUCUGACGUGUGAUCUAUCUAUUACUGGUUUUAUGAUAUCAAGGUGCUGUACUGUAGUGCAGAUAUUACCAAAAAGCCCUCUGAGCGUCCUGCUGGUAAUAAACUUGUACUGUUGCUUUGUGUGAUGUUAUGUUCAAUGUUCACAUCUCGGACUUCUUUGUUUGCAACUCAAAAGGUGUUUGUUUAGUAAGGAGACACAGGUAGGACUUACAAUGGAUUACACAGGACUUUGGACAUGUAUUUGGUUGGCUUAUCCUUGACAUGUUCUUCUGUAGGGAAGCUACAGACUGGGUUGAGUGUACUGUUCAAUAGGCAUAACAGAGUUUUUAUAGGUGCUUCUAUGGCUGUCUUAAAUUACAACUUCUGGUUGCAGGUUCUGCAUUUAUGGAGCAGUAAUCAGACAAACUGAUUGUCAGAGAUUAAAAGUACUGGGGGUUACUGAGGAUUUAUCUAAACCAAAAACUGCUGUUUUAAUAUUUAGAACAAAUAUAUUUGUACUAAGGCAAAGGGGGAUCAUAUAUUGGUUUCCCCUCCUACACAUGAACAACCCUCCAUAACCAAAGGAGAAUUCUUAUGCAAUUGUCACUAAUCUUCAGUAAUACAUCCUCCAUCAUCAGUUGUGAAAUUGUGCAAAGAUAAUUGCACAACUUUAAAAAUAAAACUCAAGUAGUUAUUAAAGGGUGUUUAGAGGCAAAUUUGAUAAAAUUGUAAUUGAUCUGUAUUUAGAAACAUGUACACGUAAAAAAUGUCAAAUGUGAUGGGUGAAAUACUUUUGUAUUCCUGUAAGAAAUGGAUAUUUUUGAGAAAGAA